CACCUGCAGCACACUGGGAGAACUGCUACUGCCAGCAACCAACAUCGACAGUCACUCGUUUAUCUUUUCGUCGCAUUCAGUCUUGCUUUGGUGUCAGAGCGCGGAGAAGUGCAGUCGAGCUGCCCGCGACUCGACAAAGCUUACACAUUGCGACCGCGCGGCAUCUACCCGAAGCUGAAGACGCUGUGCGACGACGACGAGAGGAGACAGCGAGAGGGAGCGCGCGCAGGCAAGGCAAGCGGCAGCGCUGGAGCAUUCGACCCGCACCUCGACGCAUCUUCAAGGCCGCGUUGAAAGCGCAUUGAACGUUGCCGCCGCGCAAACAUGGCGGGCAAGAGUAGUAAGCCGGGCACCAUGUCCUUCGAGGUUGAAAGAGCCAUGCGGACUAUCUUCAAGCGAUGCGUGCAAUGUCCGCCCGAAACACCGACCUGUGGCUCUUGCCCGAAUGGCCACAUCUGUUCCCUGGUGCCUCAGAACUGCAACGACUGCGCACAUACCGAAUGUAUCGCAAAUCCAAAUCCUUCGCCCAAGAGCGACAGUCCAAAUGUAGGAGCCAUUGCGGGCGGCGUCGUUGGCGGCGUCGUCUUCAUGAGUGUCGUCAUGUUUCUGCUGUGGAGGUUCUGGAUCAAGAAGAGAAGAGAGCAGCAAGAACUCGAGGCGGAAGAAUGGGAAGAAGAUGACAUUGCACAGCAGAAGGGCGAUGUUCGAAGAUUCACUGCCAUGCGAUCCGAUACUGCGUCCACACGAACAAGAGGCUCUGUUGCAGCCAGCAUCCUCAGUCGCGCGAGCAACAUCAUCCAGAUUGCAUAUAUCCCAGGUGUCACGAACAGGAACGGCUCUGGUCGCAAUAGUUUGCUCGCUCAUGCACCCGUCCCGCCUAUUCCGGCUGCCUAUGCGAACACCACUCCCAAGAGCCCGCUCAGCAACGAAGGAGAUGCCCUCUUCUUCCGACCUGGCGAUCUGCGCGGCAGCACAUAUUCGGACUCCUCUUCCUUGAGAUCAGCGGACAAAAGAGAUACGCAGUACAGCAGACAGUCUAUCACGCCGUCGUUGGCACGAUCAUCCAUCAUGUCAGACGUGUACAUGGACAACUCCGCGCCUCCACCAAUGCCAGCCACGCAAGUCAUCCGAGCAGCGCCGCGCAUGGUCUCAGUCAAAGGCUCUUCAGCCACUUCUUCUCCAUCCAUGGAGUCGCCGCCAACUGCUGCUCAACUGGGCCCGAAAGUAAUGAUGCCCGGUCAAACAUCGACCACCAGCUCUCCUUCGUCCGGAGCGAGCGGCUUUGUCAAGGCCAAGCCUGUCACUAUUGGUAGCAGCAAAGGCAAGGGUAGAUUCCCGGUGUCCCGGCAGCCGAGCGAUGCGUCCACGGCAACAUCAACUUCAACAAAGCCUGUGGUCUCCUCACCACUGGUCCAAACUGCCACUGAAUCUGACGAUGAGGAUGAGCACGCUCGUGCGAGAAAAAGCAUGAUCAGGAGUUCCCUCGGUUACGCGGCGGAUCCUGCACCUCUGAUCCAACCUCUUGAGUCGCCGUUCUUUGACGCUUCGGAAACACAGACUUCAGCUUCCGCAGCGACCCAACAACAAAGACCGAACCCAUAUGCAGCAAUGUCAGCAUCUGUGGGUUCCGGACGACGCGUCAUGAAGAGUGGCGAUAAUAGAGGUCCUGGUGGACUAAGUGCAGUCAUCGAAGAAGCUGCAAAGAGGGCCUCAGAAACACCAGAUCAUGAAGGUGUUGGCGGCAAGCGAGACCAGAGUCCUUUUGGUGAUGAGCACGCUACCAAGGAGUAGUAGGUGCAGUAGGUAGACGGGAAAGGAUUUGCGAAUCUGGAACAUGUAUAGUGCGAGCUGGCUCUCGAACUGAGAAGUAUGAGCCACGACACGAAACGGAAGAGAUCUUGGAGAGAGUUUGCAUGGCGUUUCAGGGGAUACAGCAGGCGCAAGAAAAGCGUAGCUCAGGAGGACACGAUGUAUGGGAAGAAGUUCUAGUGGGAACAAUAACAACAACAACAUUCAUAUGUACUGGACCCACAUCUGUCAUGACAAAGUGUUAUAGAGUAUUCACAAACAGUACGGCUGUCAACGCUUC
Molecule: messenger RNA, 2089 nt
Organism: Pseudocercospora fijiensis CIRAD86
Lineage: Eukaryota; Fungi; Ascomycota; Dothideomycetes; Mycosphaerellales; Mycosphaerellaceae
Exons: 2
Coding region: 325-1791 (488 amino acids)
Source: RefSeq, a predicted model, not a curated record